Molecule: messenger RNA, 2778 nt
Organism: Auanema sp. JU1783
Lineage: Eukaryota; Metazoa; Nematoda; Chromadorea; Rhabditida; Rhabditidae
Source: the annotation of a GenBank genome assembly
AUGAAGCUGCUGGUCUUCAUAACAGGCCUUUUCGUACUUGUUGCCGCUCAACAAGAUGAUACUCCACCUGAUGUACUCACUAUCUACAGCCUCAUCACCGGUGGUGAAGAACCCAGAAAUGGCAAAGACAACUAUGAUUUGAGCACCGGAAAUGAAACUGAUAUACUUGGUAUGCCAGAGGAAAACUCAGAAGACUUCAACGAACCUGAGCCUCGUGGUCCACCCAAUGGUGCUCCACCAAUGAGACCAUCACACCCAAAGCCUUUCGGUCCAACAGAAUCUAUGCGUAGACCAGGACCAGGAAGAUUCCCAUCAGGACCAGGAAGAUUCCCAUUCGGACCAGGCAGAUUCCCACCCGGACCAGGCAGAUUCCCACCAGGCCCAGGAGGAAGAUUCUUCCCUGGACCAGGAGGACGAUUCCCACCAGGUCCACGUCCAUUCCCACCAAGACCUCGUUUAGAAUGCGGCCAAUGGAAUGAUUGGCAAAAGGCAUCGUGUUUCUGGCCUAACCAAACUUUGGAUGAGCUUCCAUACAAUUGUAGAGUUGUCCCAGUGAAGGAUAGUUGGCCAACAUAUCUUAAGAAGUUCGUUGAAGCCAAAGUGGUCGAAGGUUUCAAUAUUAUUGUUGAUGAAUUCAAAAGACGUGGAGCACCAAAGCUCUGUGGUUUCUGUGCUCGUAGUUUCGAAUGCCGCUUGAGAAAUGAAACCCGUUCAUCAUCUCGAUUCUGCCCAUUGAAGGAAGUGCGCCCUGUCGAUGAAGAGUGUGGUGACAACGACGCUUGCGUUAUCAGUGAAGAGAAGGGUGGCUGUCCACCACCUUUGUUCCUUCAUAAGCCUGAUCGAUUGGAUAAUCUGAGGGACAUGAUUCAAAAGAAACAAUACAAGAAAUUCGCUGCCCAUCUUCUUCAAAUGCAGAAGUCUGAUGUCGACGGAAAGCCUGAGAAUAUCAGAUUCAAAAGAGCUCCUGGAUUCGGUAAUGACUACUCAUCUACAGAUUUGGCUUUCUUCAACCAAAUGAUGGAAGCUGCCAUGUACGACGGAGAUUUCAAUCAGAGAGAUAUGCCUUUCGGCCUAGGCCAGGGAUCUCGACCUUCCCAACGGUUCGCUGGUUCUAACUUCGACUUCAAUGGACCAAGACGUCCUUUCAAUAGACAUGGAUUCCAUCAACAAGGUUUCAAUCCUUAUGAAAACUCUAUGCCUCAGAGACCACAAAGAAAUGGUCCUUUCUCUCACAACAGCCAGGCAGGCUCAUUCGCUGCUCAUUACCCACAAGGACCACGUCCUUAUGGAGGUCCAGAAGGCUCUGAAGGACGUUUCUCUCCAUUACAAGACUCUCCAUUCGCCUCAGCUGGUCGACCAGGACAUGCCGGACUUGAAAAUCGUAUGGGAUCUCGCAAACAACGUAGAGAACAGCCAUUCGAGCCUUUCGAGAUCAGAAGAGAUGACGAAGAUGGUUUCAGAAAUACCGAAGGAUUAGGUCCAAAAUCAUUCGGUCCAAGACCAUUCGGACCCGGUCCACACAGCCGUUUCCCCUCUCCUCAUGGACCACGCGGGCCAGCUCCAUUCGGACCCAGACCGUUCGGACCAUCUAAUGACUUCCCAUUCCCACAAGGACCAGAAGGACCCCGUGGACCAGCUCCAUUCGGACCUAGACCAUUCGGACCUAGACCAUUUGGACCAUCAGAUGAUUUCCCAUUCCCAUUAGGACCAGAAGGACCUCACGGUCGUCGUGGACCAGCUUCAUUCGGACCCAGACCAUUCGGACCUAGACCAUUCGGACCUGGACCAUUUGGACCAUCAGAUGAUUUCCCAUUCCCACAAGGACCAGAAGGACCACGUGGACCAUCUCCAUUUGGACCAAGACCAUUCGGCCCAUCAAAUGAUUUCCCAUUCCCACAAGGACCAGAAGGACCAGAAGGACCACGUGGAUCUCGUGGACCUCGUGGACCUCAAGGAGCUCGUGGGCCAAGACCAUUCGGACCUUCAGAUGACUUCCCAUUCCCACAAGGACAAGACGGAUCAGAAGGACCUCGUGAAUCUCUUAAGCCUCGUGGACCUCAAGGCCCUCGUGGACCAAGACCAUUCGGACCUUCAGAUGACUUCCCAUUCCCACAAGGACAAGACGGACCAGAAGGACCUCGUGAACCUCGUAGACCUCGUGGACCCCAAGGACCAGAAGGACCUCGCGGACGUCGUGGACCAGCUGGUCCAUUUGGUCGUUCCGACGAUUCCCCAUUCGGAGAUGAUGAUGUAAGACCAUCUGAAGGAAAGCCUCCAAUGCCAUUCGAUAGAUCUCUAAGAGGUAUGGCUUUCGGUAGACGUUUCGCUAGAAUGCCAUUAAAUGGAACCAUGAACUUCUCCAAUGACAGACAUCAAUUUGAAGCCAUGAAGGUUGCUAUGUUCAACCAUAUGCGUUUCCAUCAGCAAAACACCGAGAAUGAGAGACCAGGCUCUCCAGAUGGUUUAAUUGAUAAGGAUAUGGAAAUGGAAAGCCGUAUGCUUCUUGCCAAUCUCCUCCAUGGAACUACAUGUGCCAGUGUAAACCACACAUGUCUCUGUUGUUGUAAUCAUUACGUUCCAAACGUAGAAACAGGAAAAUGCGAAGAUCUCCGCAAGUUGUUGCCAGGAAUUGAAGAUGCCUUAGACAAUAUGGAUGAAGAUGAAUCAUCUUCCCGUCAGCCAGCCAGAUCUACUGCAUUCGAGAUGAAGAAAAAGCCCAUGAACAAGCAAAAUCCAAUGCAAAAGAUGGAAAAGCCAUCCUUUACGUCAGAUUUUUAA